This is a messenger RNA of Mercenaria mercenaria, 3954 nucleotides long. RefSeq names its product P-selectin-like. The coding region runs from base 729 to 2009 and encodes 426 amino acids. The transcript has 9 exons. Lineage: Eukaryota; Metazoa; Mollusca; Bivalvia; Venerida; Veneridae. The record is from RefSeq and is a predicted model, not a curated record.
AUUAUAAAUACGCUUAUUUUGCUAUAAGAGUUGUGUUUCAGAAAUGAAUCCUAAACUGAAUCGGCAUAUUACAUUUAAGGCAUCGCCACAGUCACAACUCAGUAUCAGUUCAUAUUUUCAGGCCGAGUAUUUUUCUCUUGAAAAUUGCACUGAAGCCUUAACAGCUGGUCAAAUUAUCAUCAACGUAAGAAGCAUAUGAUGAUUUAUAGUACAUAUGCCGCUUGUAAAAUAUUUGAGUCUCGUUUAGACCGAAAAUUUACCCCAAAAUAUUGAAAUUUUGUGUGCAGUAGAACUCCAAUAUAAAAAAUAUUACACAAGACAAAAUUUAGUUAAUUUCAUAGUACAAUAAGUAUACUGCAAACUCUUAUGGAUUUUUGUCGAAAUUGUUCCUGGUUAUUGCAUUAGACACAAAAAGACAACCCCAUGUAAAUUUAAUUUAAAAUGUUGUUUGUACAUGCAUUACUGACCACAGGUAGCCAGGUAAACCUAUACAUAAUCCUAUAAUAUCACCUGUUUAUAUACAUGUAAAUUAUGUGUGAACAGAUAACACAAAUUGGAUAAAUUGAUGGUGUUGGGAUUUUUGUGUAUAAUUCAGUAAUCAGAAUACAAGUUUCUCCUCCGUGAUAUGGUUUGAAAUCCAAGAAAAGGGCGGAAAAGUAAAAAAAAGACGGAAAAGGUUCUUUUCUUUUCUACCACAGACUAGCUUUUGGGGAAAAACUCUCAAAAGGAUGGAAGGAACUUUCUUUAGGAUUGUUUUGUGUUAUAUCGCAUUUUCUCAGAUGUAUUUAGCUGCGUUUUGCACUUCAGAAAGUUUAAUGUUUAGUCGUAAUCAGGAACUUGACGAUAAAACAUGUCCAACUGAGGACAUCAUUUUCACGGAGACGGCACCAAGCAAGAUCGUUUGCGCCUACAAAUGUUUCGAAAAUUCUGGCUGCAGAGGCUUCUCUUACAACACCACUGAUUUAAUGUGCACGGGUUGUGACAAAUUUUACGAAACAGAAACAGAUCUUGUUGACAAACUAGGCAGCGUCUUUUUUGUCUCAAUCAUCACGUGUGGAAUGUUGAGUAAUCCAGCAAAUAGUAAUGUUUCCCAGACAGGAACCACGUACCUUGAAACAGCGACAUACGUUUGUAAUACCGGCUAUGAGCAGACUGGAGGAAGUUCAAUACGCACAUGUCAGGCAGAUGGUACAUGGAGUGGUAGUGAACUUGUCUGCACUAUUGAAGAUUGUGGUCCGCUAUCAUCUCCAGCCGGAGGGACAGUACAUUAUACGGCUUCUACCUAUCUACAGACUGCUACAUACUCGUGUAGUACAGAGUACCGGCAAAUUGGAGGUGAUGUAUCCCGUACCUGUCAUGCAGGAGGAGUGUGGAAUGGAACUGAAAUUAUUUGCCAGAUUUACACAUGUGCGACGCUAACUGACCCAAGUGAUGGAACUGUGACAGCAACUGGUAACAGCUUUGGAAACACCGCUACUUUCAGUUGUGAUCCAGGAUAUGAUUUGAUAGGAAGCAGCUUAUUGACAUGUGGAACGGGAAGCUGGGACGAUGGUGCACCAACCUGUACUAAAAAGGUUGAUUGUGGUGAACCAUCUGUCUCGGACAGUCACGUGGUUCUCGGAACAGUUGGUGGUAAUACACAAUCCGGAGCUGAAGUGUCCUUCAGUUGUACUCCGUGCACGUUUUUUCCUGACAUGGAACCAGCUGUGAUCACGUGUCAGGCUAAUGCCACGUGGAGUAUACCAGUGUGCGUUUAUGGUCCAGAUGUUGGAAGACUUCCGAAUGGUCAGCUGAUCCCUGCUGGAGCUAUAGGCUGUGCUGCGAUGUUCAAUAACACAUGUCCAAGUGAUUCAAUAUCUGAGUCUGCGCUGUUGCUGGAUGCGUCGACCGGAAGUUGUUACUGUGACAUCUCGUGUUGCUAUUUUGAAAACUGCUGCUUCGAUUCCACGUGCGAUGACGAUUAUGAUUAUUGGGACUAUUGGAACUAUUAUUACCGUUAUUACGGGUAAAACAUUCAAACAAUUUUAACAAAUAUAAAAAUCGGUCAGUAAACAAAAACAGAUAUUACCAUCUGAAUGUUAUGCAUGUUGGUAAUACAGUGGCAGCCAUCAGGGUAUAAUGACAUCAUCGUACAUUCCUUAUAUGGGCAGUCCCAUAAACGGUAAAUCAAUGAAUAAUAAGUUCGCGAAAAUAAAACAUAACUACUUUUGAAACCUUUUUUAAUUCACAUAAAAGAAUUAUGAAGCUCUGGCUGAUUUUUUUUUUUAAAUAUUAUUCAUGAUUUAGAAAAAAGCACAGUUGACGUAAUGGGCAAUUUUGUUUCCGCAGAAAGUUUUCGAUUUCUGUUUAAACGUUCUUCUUAUUGAACAUUCGCUUAUAUCAAAAUAGCCGUAGAAUAUAUUAAUAUGUGUUGUGAUUGCAGUUGAUAUGCUGUAUUAUUGUUUUAUACUUUGUUAUGAUAUAUAUGAUUUACUAAGCUAUAAUAUGAUAUACAUGUAUAUGAUACGCUAUAAUACGGCGAUACUGGCAUACAAGAAGAAGUACUGGCUCUCGUGCAUUUACGGUCUGGUAUGACAAUUUCGUCUGAAGACUCACCAGCCGCCCUGGGCCCAGUUGUUCGAUAUUUUAACAGUUGAUUAAGCUAACGGUUGGUUAACUAUUAAGGUCAUCUUUCGAUAUUUUAGGAGACGUAGUAAAACAAAUUAAUGAAUUAAAGAUUAUUAACACUAAAAUUUCUAUACCAGUGCUUACCAUCAAGACUAAAGUUUCGAAACAAUAUUGCCUUGUGUUGUGAUUAUGCUACUGACCUUAAAUAAAUAAAUAAAUAAAUAAAUAAACCAGCGGUUAGUUUAACCGCCGUUAAAGUUUCAAACAAAUGGGCCCAGAUUUAUAACCUUUUUAUAACAUAUGUACCACACAACUCCUAUAGUGAAAAUUAGCGUUAUUGAAUGUUCAUGUAAUGCGCGGGAACGUCAAUGUUGUCUGAUGACGCUGACGUCAUUUCCCAAGUUGCCAGGUGGUCCAGUGGUAACACGCCUGACUGUCACUCCAAAGGUCCAGAGAUCGAAUCCCGGCCCAACAUUGGAAAUUUCUGAGAUGAUCUCGAGUGUCUUCCACUUAGAGGUUACUACUGGUACGGGUUCGCGUGUAUCCAUGCUAUAUACCAUGCAAUAUAAAUAACCAGACUAUCUAUUUGCCACCAUCUAGGCCAAGUUAGCUGGACAUGCUUGUAUUUUAAAGAUUUCUCUGUCUGUGUUCUGGAGGCUUUCUCUUGCUCUGUCCCUCUGUUCAGAUCGCUCUGUGUCUGUACUAGCAGAGGACCUGACUGACUGCCUUAUCAUAAAAAUGGCGUAUAUAAAUCUGCUGUAAUCUUGUGUUCCAAACGUUUGUUAUGUAUGCAUUCUAGGGCCGUUUUGUUCAUUUACUAAUAAUAUCUGUCAUGUGUUUACGAAUCGGAUAGAAAUAUCCGUCCCGAGGGCGCGGUAACUCGGCAAGCCUUGUUACCGCCUAAUGCGGGACGGAUAUUUCUAUCCGAUUCGUAAACACAUGACGGAUACUUUUUUUGCAUAUCGUAUACAUAUAAGCUUUUUAUUCUGACAGAUUAUUUUUCUUGCUUACCGUAUUUUACAAAUAAUAGAAUAAAUACAACAAAUAGAAAUACUUUUUGUAGCACUCUUUCUUUUAGUAGAGUAUGUACACAAAGCUUGACCAGUUUUGUCUAUCCCUCGGAUGGCAUUUCUUCACAGGUUUGACUUCUUCUAGUCAUUGUGUUGUUAACAAAAUCAAAGCUGGUUUGUGAUUUGUUUAAACAUUGAUUUUUUUGUAAAAGUAUUGAUAUAUAAUCUUAAUUGUUAACUUUUAUAGGUGAAGAACUGUAUGACGGUAUUUAAUUUAUACUUGAUGUUCGUUCUCUUAUAAUAGUUAGAAAUAAAAACAUUAUAUAUCUAUAAAUAA